Messenger RNA from Podarcis muralis (Common wall lizard), 2329 nucleotides. RefSeq names its product leucine rich repeat protein 1 (gene LRR1). The record is from RefSeq and is a predicted model, not a curated record. Gene Ontology annotation, molecular function: protein binding. Lineage: Eukaryota; Metazoa; Chordata; Lepidosauria; Squamata; Lacertidae. Gene Ontology annotation, cellular component: cytoplasm.
GCGCGCGCAGGAGGCGGGAAAGGCGCUGGGUCGCCUUGGCGGCUUUUUGGCGGCGCCUGAGGCGGCGGCCGGGCGGAGAUGCGGCUGCCGUGCGAGGUGUCGGUGGCGAGCCGCCUGCUCCCCUCGGCGGGGCUGCGAGGGCCGGGCCGCGCCGCCAGGGCUGUGCUGGCCCUCGGGAAGCCGCCCGCAGGAGGAGGAGGAGGAGGAGGGGGAGUCUGGCUCCUGGUCAGCACCGCCCGGCACCGCCCGGGGGCCAAGUACCAGCUGAGAGAGAACAUAGAACAUCUCUUUACUAAGUUCGUGGAGGAAGGAAAAGCCACCGUACGGCUGAAGGAGCCAGCCGUGGACAUCUGUCUCAGCAAGGCAAAUGUCGGCCACCUGAAGACUUUCCUCUCUGCAAUGAAGCUGGCUGACCGAGGCACCAGCGAGGAGAGCUUACCGCUGUCCACCUUGGCCCCACCGAAAGCUUCUGAAGUUGAGAAGCCAAAGACAAAGAUGACCAUAACAUCCAGGAAGGAUUAUCCUUUCACCCAGAGCUUCCCGUACACUCUGGAGCAACUCCAGGCCUCUUACUGCAAAUUACCCCGCAUCGAUAUGCGCAUACUCUGCCUGAAGAGCCUCCGGAAACUGGACUUGAGCCACAACCUUAUCAAGAAGCUGCCAGUCACAAUUGGGGAUCUCGUGUCCCUCCAGGAGUUGAGCCUACAGGGCAACCUCCUGGAGUCCUUUGGCGCGGCCCUCUGUAAUUCCACCCUCCGGAAGUCACUCCAGUCUCUGGAUCUCAGCCAGAACAAAAUCAAAGCGCUUCCAGCCCAGUUCUGCCAGUUGCGGGAGCUCGUUCACUUGAAGCUGGAUGACAACGACCUGAUCAGGCUGCCGUUCAAGAUCGGUCAACUGAGCCAGCUCCGCUUCUUGUCCGUGGCUCGGAACAAGCUUCCUUUUCUACCCAACAGCUUUGGAAAACUCUCCCUUGAGAGCCUGGAUUUAUUUGGCAAUCCUUUUGAGCAGCCCAAUCCCCUUGCUCCCGACAUACAGCUAAAAAUACCACUGACUUUGUGGGAACAUUCAGCUAGAGCAACGAUCAAUUACAGGCUCCCGUACAGCUGCCACGUCCUUCCUUCUCACCUCUGUCACGAUCUGGACAUGUCCAAGAGCUGUCACUGUGGGCGGGCCUGCCUAAGCAGCUUCAUUCAGACGACCGUGACCAUGAAUCUCCACAGUGUGGCGCACACUGUUGUCCUUGUGGACAACAUGGGGAGCACAGAGGCCCCCCUCCUCCGCUACUUCUGCUCUCUGACUUGCUACUCUCAGUUCCUGGACAGACAUCUGCAAAGCAUCCGAUGACCUGAAACCGAAAACCACAUGUGGUCUGAGAAGCCUCACUCAGCAACAGACGCUGUCUGAUAUCGAAAGCAAUGCUGGGACACGAGGAAGCAGAGCCAAGAGAUCAGUUGUCUCCCAGGCCUUUCCUUUUUUCAUCAUCUAGAAGGAGCAAGGGAGGCAGGCUUGCAUUCUAAACAGAAUGCAGUUUAGCAAAGGCUGCAGGCUCUUAAUGAAACUCUCUUGCCUGCAUAGAUCAGGGAAGCUCCUUGCCUGAGAGUGGCAGGUUAUGUUCAAGAUGUGAAUAUCAUAUUCCUUCACCUUCCUGUUCAUCGCUAUGAUUGAGCUGGAGGACUCUUGUCGUGCCCCCAAGCAAGAACCUGAUUUCCCUCUCCUGUGCAUUAUAAGGACACUGUUCUACCUACAAAAAUAGUUAGCUGUUUGUUAUUUAAAGCAGAACAUGUUCAAAGUGUGUCUAGAAGUAGACAAGCUCCAGGUUAUUUUAUCAGUCUCCCAAAAUCUGUUCCCUGAAAUGGUGUUCGCUCUGAACAGGACAGUAUUAGUAGUUAACACAGAGUUUAUGCUGAUUUUUUUAACGUUCAUGCCAUUGUCAAAAGGAAGUUUGUCACGUUCACACAACCUGUUGUGUUGCUAUUGAAGAACUGAUGCAAAAAUAAUGUGCUUCAAAACAAAAUAUUGUGGUGGCCAGUUCGUCAUACAUUAAAAUUUGUGUGCAGGAACUGGUUUUUCUGAGUACCAGAUGCAGGCACAGAGUAUUUUGGGAAUGGUGCCCACAUGCAGAAAUUGUAGUUUGAAAGGACAGGGGUAUGUGAUGCAAGAAUGGGAAAGGAUUGGGCCCCUGCUAGUCUGGAUUUUGCCUGUAAAAUGUGUGCUCUGUAUGCAAGAAUUAUUAUGGAGUGCAUCAUAUGAAGCAAGUUUUGCAUCAGUUAACUUCUGAAAGCCUCUUUUAUUUCUUAAAAAGAACAAAUAAAUGCUUAAGAGUCUGAAA